This is a messenger RNA of Gregarina niphandrodes, 4719 nucleotides long. RefSeq lists its product as hypothetical. NCBI's taxonomy places the organism in Eukaryota, Apicomplexa, Conoidasida, Eugregarinorida, Gregarinidae. Bases 1 to 4719 code for a protein of 1572 amino acids. Gene Ontology annotation, cellular component: endoplasmic reticulum; ER to Golgi transport vesicle membrane; Golgi stack. Gene Ontology annotation, biological process: intracellular protein transport; membrane fusion; transcytosis. The record is from RefSeq and is a predicted model, not a curated record. The transcript is spliced from 3 exons.
AUGUUGGGCCGUAGAGGAUCAUACAGGUCAAGGCGGGAUGAAUACGGGGACUGGGACGAUUGGGAAAACGCUAACCCAAAUGUAGAUUCUCGUAAACCAAGAGAUUAUGUUUCUCUGGGAGAGGUCACUCAAAUUGGUCCUGACGGUCGCUCAGUGGAAACAAGAUCAAUGGAAUCACGAUCAUUGAGUAGACUCAAAAUCAAGAAGAGUCCUACAAAGUACCACUAUCCUGGCAUGGAACGGCGAGAUAGCCGUGGUGAAGAGGAGAAACGUCCCGUAUCCCGGGGAUCGUCCGCGAAGAACACUAUAUGCGUUUGUGGAGCAUCAGCCUUCUACGAGCGAGAGAAGGUACAAAUAGAGCGGAUGAAGAAACAAGUCAAGAGUGAUGCCAUCAAGUUGCAGUCAACAGUGGAACAAAUGGAUCAGGAUCGGGACGAAAUACGUCAACGAACGGAUGAAAUAGAACGACGAGAAAAACUAGUUAACGAAGCGCAAAGUCAACUAGAUGAAGAAAGAGCAAGAGUUGAACGCGAAUGGGAGGAAUUAAGAAACCAAGAAGCUGAUAUAAAGAAUUUUGAGAGCGUUAUAGAGGAGCAAGAGAAUGCAUGCCUCAAGAAAGUGCGGGAGCUACAAAAGCUUAAAAGGGACCUAGAGGAUCGCGAAAGUAAACUGAAUAAGGAGAAAGAAUCUUUAUACAAACAACAAACGGAGUUUACAAGUAAAGAAGAUCGCAUUAAGAGCUUAGGUAGUAGAUUAGAAGCGAAAGAACAGAAAUUGUUAGAAAGACAAGAACAGACCGACAGGGAUCAAGCGGUGUUGGAGGAGCAACGGAAAAGUUUGGCCCAGCGGGAGCACACGCUUAAUGAAGAGUUGGCUUCGUUGGAGGAGAGCCGUUUGGCGUUUGAGGAGCGCCAUACCAAGUUGACGGCGAGUGAACAGGAGUGCGCGCGACUGAUGGCGACAUUGUCUGAGAAGCAGCAAGUUUACGACCGGGUUAUCAACGACGAGCGCCAGAUGAAGGAGCGAGUGGAGCGCUAUGAAAAAGAUAUCCGCGCCAAGUUGGAUUGCGAAGCUCGGGACCUCAAGAGACGCUCUAGCGAGCUGCAACUGCGAGAAGAAGACUUUGCCAGCGAGAUGAAUCUCAAACACGAGUGGCUCCAGUCGUCCACUGAAGAAGUGGAGAAAGCUAAACAAGAGUACUUCGCAUGCCCUGGUCACAUCCCUGGUCACAUCCCUGGUCACAUCCCCGCUGGUGGCCCACCCCCGCUGGUGGUCCACCCCCGCUGGUGGUCCACCCCCUCUAGUGAUCUUCCUCCCCCUUGCUGGUUCACCACCCUGUUUUUUUUCCACACAAGUUCUGCACGCAGGUUUGCGGAGGAGGUGGAGGGCCAGCGCGAGAAGGUGGACCAAAUGAGGGCGCGGUUGCGGGAGGACGUGGACCGUGAGCAUGCAGAGUUGCGUCAGAUUCGGGAAAGUCAACAGGCGGAGAAUACGCGGUUGACGGCAUUCCGGUCUGAGUUGGAAGACCGUGAGUUGCAGUUGAUAGCGCAGUCGAAUGAGGUGAGUAAGAAGGCAUUGGAAUUAGAGAAGACGGAGCAGGAGAGGAGUAGCGCGGUCCAGAAGAAGGAGAGGGAGUUAGAGAGAGGUCGUUUGGAGCAGACCCGGUUACGGAAUGCAUUGGAGGAGAAGGAGAGGGAGUUAGAGCGGGAAUUAGGUGACGUGCGUGAACAGACGAACGUUCUGGAGGACCGUUGGGCGGAAUAUCAGGGACACAAGGAAGAGUUGAGUCGGGCCAAGCAGGCGGUGGACGAGGAGCUGCGGCAGCGGCGGGUGGAGUGGAAGAAACACGAAGACGAAUUGCGACGGCAGAAGACUGACUUGGAGCGGGCACACGAAUUAUGCUUGAAACGGCAGAGUGACAAAAUGAAUGUGCUGGAACAGCGAGAAAACGCAUUGGAACAACGAGCUAAACAACUCAACGACCUGGAAAGCGUUCUGCAAACCCGCUGCCGGGAACUCGACGAGAAAAACGCAGUGGUUCUCGCCCGUCAAAACGACCUCGAACAAUACGAACGAGCACUCCGUAACAAAGAGAACGCCAUCGGUCGACGAUACCAAGACCGACAGACGAUCGAAACCGCUCUUAGCGAGAUUAACAAGACCAAGACAGAACUCGAAGAACGCGAAAGAAAUCUUGAGUGGCAAAAGUCGCUAAUGAGACAACAACAACAUCGUAGUCAAUCCCCAUCCCGGAAACGUUCUUUCUCGCAACAACGACGAGCUCCUCUUAUCAACCCUAGUCCCCUACCGGAACUCACUCUCAGUUCAGCACAACCAGCCAGGGGACGCCAACCCCCACCCUACUCCUGUCCACCAGACGCCUGUCAACCCACUUCUAACGAAGUAGCUGACAACCCCACCGACCUACCACGUGACCUGCCCGGUAGCGACCUUACCCGUGACCUACCAUCCACUGCCGACCUGCCGUCCAACCCUAUUGGUACCAGCUCCUUCACCGGGGCUAGCCCUUUCAACGGCACCAGUCCUUUCAACGGCAGCAGUCCUUUCGCCGGAGGAGGAGUCAGACAAGCGCCGCAGUCCAUCAUCACGACAAUGAGCCAAGCUGCUGUCGACCAACCCCCGAACGCCUCACACGACCCCCGACCAAUGAAACCUCUCUACAUAGACAGGUCAAGUGUAACUCGAACCAGAGGAAACAACACAGUAGCUGACAGUCUUAAAACACCCCAAUCGCUUCUAUUUACUCAACCUGAUCAGCGAAGCCAACCCGACGGUUGUAGCCAACCGGAUCGUUCCAGCCAACCAGAUCACUGUAGCCAGCUGGACCGGUGUAGUCAGCUGGACCGGUGUAGUCAGCUGGACCGGUGUAGUCAGCUGGACCGGUGUAGUCAGGCGGACCGGUGUAGUCAGGCGGACCGGUGUAGUCAGGCGGACCUGGAGUACACUCAGCCGGAUGUAGUCGGAGUGACGCAAAGUUCGUACAACCCUUCCGGACUGAACGACAAUCGGGUUAGCCGCCAGUCGACGGAGCAAGAGGAAGGGGCGGCAGCUAGUGAGGAGCCGAGUGGUGAAGGUGAUGGUUCGUUGUCUAACUGCGCAGUGGGGGUGGCGAUAUCUAGUGAUCGAGUCUGUCGCCAGUUGUCUGUUGAGUCUGUAGUGAGUCAACGUAAAGAGUCGAACGACAGCUGGGAGUGGUCCCGACGUGGAGGAAGGUCGGCUUACAGGAAGAGAAGCAGUUACGACGAGAAAAGGGGACGGACCACGUCAUCUUCUGAGUUGGUAAACGGGUCUAGUUUUGACCCCGGCUCGACGGGAAGGAACGGAAUCGGCACCGGCCCUCUGGGAGCUGGUGAAGAGGGGGCAGGUCGUGAAGUGGCUGGUCCUCCUGAGAGUGGAUUUGGUGUCCCGGGCAGAAGUAUGAGAGGCAUGACGCAGGACAUGACCGUGACCGGCGGCGGAAACGGUCCUGGGAACAUGGGUAUGAGGGGCGGUCGGUUGAGCACACACAGUGCGGAAGGCGAGAGAGAGAUGUCAAGUAUUUCUCCGGCCAAGAUGGCGACGGUGAUUGCCAAGUACAAUGAGAAGAAGGCAGAGGUGGGCCACGAGCAGGCGCAGAUGCGGGAGCAAGAAGAGUGCCGAAAGAAAUCUUUGGAAGAGGACCUGCGAAAGCAGAAGGAGUCUGAGAGGCAGCGGCGAGAAAGCGAGGAGCGGGAAGCGGAGGAACGUGUACAGCAAUUAAUGACCGAGCGCAAGCGACGGUCCAGUCGCCUCUCGCCGGAGGCAGGACCCCCGAGCGGCGAGGGCGAAGGGGUACGGAGUGGCAGAGACUCAGCACUGAGCGGCAGAGACUCGGUCAAGUCGUUCGGGACAGGCGGCGCAACCGCGACGGUGAGAGAUCCUAUAGGACGAGGCUCGACGGGACGAGGGCCGACCGCACGUGUCUCGGCCGGACGAGGGACGACCGGACGAGGGUCGACCGGACGAGGGUCGACCGGACGAGGGUCAACCGGAAGAGAGUCGACCGGACGAGAGUUGACCGGACGAGGCCCGUCGACGACCAAGGGAUCCAUGGAGUGGAAUGCGGCCUGCCCCCAACUGCCCCUGCCAGACACCCAGUGUCCCCAGGUCGCUGAUAUCGGCAGUCUACCGGCGCCACCCAAGUCCCUAGUGGACCGAGGGAAACGCCUGAAGAGCAUUGAGCGGGUGCCUACCGGGGAGCAGGAGGACUGUCUCGCCUCGGACUUGGAGGACGACGACGAACUGGACAGACGGUUUGACGAGACCACAUUCCGGCAGCCUGUCAGGCGGGAGGCGGGCGGUAGAGGCUACCGCCAGUCCCGACGAGGCCGCGGAAUCGAGGACCGCGCGGAUGGGACCAUCGUCGCUGGAGAGCCGGCGGCUGAGAAAGAACUUGACCAGCAGGAGGAGCUUGCUGAAAGCCGAAAACUCAAGUUCUUCUCAGAACCUGGCUAUCCUCAGCUUUAUGGACGACUGCCGAAGGCGGCGGAAUUUUACAGCAGCCAGUUCGUGCCUUCUCGGCAAGUUAUUCCCGUCGUUCCGGGACCCAGCGGGAACGAGUACACGUCUGAUCCCGUGGCCAACUCAGCCUCUCUCAUGGAGAGAAUGGUCGCUCUAACACCGACGCAAGACGCCGUUCAAAGUCUGGACGCCUCGUUCGUAGAUUGCGAGGACGACUAA